CGCGCCCUCCGCGGGCGCGGGGCCGUGCGGGCGGUGAUGGCCUGAGCGGGCGGCGGGUCCGCGCCCCCUGCGCACCUGCCGAGCGCGCUCCGCGGGCGCGGAGGGACGCGCAGCGCCAUGUCGCGGGUCGUGCAGAAGAAGAACCACUGGUCCAGCCGGGUGCGGCAGUGCGCGCUGACCCGCGGGCCCGGCGGGCAGCUGGGCUUCGCCCUGCUCGGCGGCGCGGAGCACGGCGAGUUCCCGUACGCGGGCGCGGCGGCGGGGGACGGCGAGGCGGCGCUGAGCGAGGGCGAGCUGCUGCUGGAGGUGCAGGGGGUCCGCGUGUCGGGGCUGCCGCGCUACGACGUGCUGGAAGUGAUCCGGAGCUGCAAGGACCCCAUCGUGGUGAAAGCCGUCCGACAAGGAAGCAGACUGAACAAGGAUCUGCGGCAUUACCUCAACCAGAGGUUUCAGAAGGGGUCACCAGACCAUGACCUGCAGCAGACCAUCCGGGACAACCUUUACCGCCACGCUGUGCCUUGCACAACCCGCCCUCCAAGAGAAGGAGAAGUGCCUGGUGUGGACUAUAACUUUCUGACUGUGGAGGAAUUCCUGGAGUUGGAGAGAAGUGGGACCCUUCUGGAAGUAGGAACUUAUGAAGGUAACUAUUAUGGAACGCCGAAGCCUCCAAGCCAGCCCCUCAGUGGGAAAGUGACUUCCACCAAUGCUUUGCAAAACCUGCAGUCUGGCUCCAAGCAGUCGACUCCAAAGCGAACCAAGUCUUACAAUGAUAUGCAAAAUGCUGGCAUAGUGCAUACAGAGAAUGAGGAAGAGGAUGAUGUACCUGAAAUGAGCAGUAGCUUCACAGCAGAGUCUGGUGACCAGGACGAGCACAGCGCGCAUAUCGGGAGAGAGGCAGCCCCACCGUCCACGAUUGAGAGGCACACCCACGUCCCCACCACGGAACCAUCUCAGAACCUCCCUCAAUACCUACCUCCUUCUGCCGAGGAUAACCUAGGUCCUCUGCCAGAAAACUGGGAGAUGGCCUACACGGAGAAUGGAGAAGUCUAUUUUAUAGACCAUAACACAAAGACAACAUCUUGGCUAGAUCCACGGUGCCUGAACAAACAGCAGAAGCCUCUAGAAGAAUGUGAAGAUGAUGAAGAAGGGGUGCACACGGAGGAACUGGACAGUGAACUAGAGUUGCCUGCUGGUUGGGAGAAAAUUGAAGAUCCUGUAUAUGGUGUCUACUAUGUAGACCACAUCAACCGGAAGACGCAGUAUGAAAACCCAGUCCUUGAAGCCAAGAGGAAGAAGCAGCUGGAACAGCAGCAACAGCCUCCAGAAGAAUGGACAGAGGAGUGUCCAUCUCUCCCUCCACCUGCUGCUCCAAACCAUGUUUCAAACAACCAAGAGGCAGUUCGGGAAGCACCAGUACAAGGAAAACCUUUUUUUACACGAAACCCUUCUGAGUUGAAAGGGAAGUUCAUCCACACCAAGCUAAGGAAAAGCAGCAGGGGCUUUGGCUUCACUGUCGUUGGAGGAGAUGAGCCAGAUGAAUUCCUCCAAAUCAAAAGUUUGGUGCUUGAUGGUCCUGCAGCGUUGGAUGGCAAAAUGGAAACAGGGGACGUCAUAGUCAGCGUGAACGACACCUGUGUGCUGGGGCACACUCACGCCCAGGUGGUGAAAAUCUUCCAGUCCAUCCCCAUCGGUGCCAGCGUGGACCUCGAGCUGUGCCGGGGCUACCCCCUGCCCUUCGACCCCGACGACCCCAACACGAGCCUGGUCACGUCCGUGGCAAUUUUGGACAAAGAGCCGAUCAUUGUGAACGGGCAGGAGAACUACGACUCCCCGGCGAGCCACAGCAGUAAAACAGGGAAAGUAAAUGGCACAAAGGAGGCCAGGCCCAGCAGCCCGGCUGAGGUCUCCUCCAAUGGACCCCACGGCUACCCCAACGACACGGUGUCUUUGGCAUCCUCCAUAGCAACACAGCCUGAGCUCAUAACUGUGCACAUAGUGAAAGGGCCCAUGGGCUUUGGGUUCACUAUAGCAGACAGUCCCGGUGGGGGAGGCCAAAGAGUGAAACAGAUUGUGGACAGCCCACGGUGCCGUGGCCUGAAGGAGGGAGACCUCAUAGUGGAGGUCAACAAGAAGAAUGUGCAGAGCCUCACUCACAACCAGGUGGUGGAUAUGCUGAUUGAAUGUCCUAAGGGAAGCGAAGUCACGUUGCUGGUGCAGCGAGGAGGACUGCCAGUCCCAAAGAAGAGCCCAAAGUCGCAACCACUUGAAAGGAAAGACAGCCAAAACAGUUCCCAGCAGAGCGUCUCCAGCCACCGCAGCGGGCACACCGCGUCCCCCGCGCACAGCACUCAGGUGCUGCCCGACUACGCCGCCCCGGAGGCGCCGGCCGCCGACCAGCCGGACACUUCUGGGCAGAAAAAGCCAGAUCCAUUCAAAAUCUGGGCCCAGUCCAGGAGCAUGUAUGAAAGCCGACCUAUGUCACCUUCACCUGCAACUGGACUGAGCAAGGGUGAGAGAGAGAGAGAAAUCAAUUCCACGAGUUUUGGAGAAUUUCCAGAUUAUCAAGAGCAGGAUAUCUUUCUAUGGAGAAAGGAAACCGGGUUUGGAUUUAGGAUUCUAGGUGGAAAUGAGCCUGGAGAACCUAUUUACAUCGGUCACAUUGUACCGCUGGGUGCUGCCGACGCCGACGGCCGCCUGCGAUCGGGCGAUGAGCUGAUCUGCGUGGAUGGGACGCCCGUGGUGGGGAAAUCACACCAGCUUGUGGUCCAGCUCAUGCAACAGGCAGCCAAACAAGGUCAUGUCAAUCUGACCGUCAGGCGCAAAGUGGUUUACACAGUUCCCAAGGCAGAGAACGAAGUCCCAUCCCCGGCCUCCUCCCACCACAGCAGCAACCAGCCGGCCUCGCUGACGGAGGAGAAGCGAACGCCGCAGGGCAGCCAGAACUCCCUCAACACGGUCAGCUCGGGCAGCGGCAGCACCAGCGGCAUCGGCAGCGGCGGCGGCGGCGGCAGCGGCGUGGUCAGCGCCGUGGUGCAGCCCUACGACGUGGAGAUCCGCCGCGGCGAGAACGAGGGCUUCGGCUUCGUCAUCGUCUCGUCGGUGAGCAGGCCUGAGGCGGGCACGACGUUCGCGGGAAAUGCAUGUGUGGCCAUGCCUCACAAAAUAGGUCGGAUAAUUGAAGGGAGCCCCGCCGACCGCUGCGGAAAGCUGAAAGUCGGCGACCGGAUCUUGGCCGUCAAUGGGUGCUCCAUCACCAACAAGUCGCACUCAGACAUCGUCAACCUCAUUAAGGAAGCGGGAAACACCGUCACCCUGCGCAUCAUUCCAGGAGAUGAAUCCUCCAAUGCUACUUUAUUGACCAAUGCAGAAAAAAUUGCUACAAUCACAACCACACAUACUCCUCAGCAAAUACCACAGGAGACCAGCAGGAACAACACCAAACCAAAGCAGGAAUCCCAGUUUGAUUUCAAACCACCCCAAGCAGCACAGCAGGACCAAGACUUUUACACUGUUGAGCUAGAAAGAGGAGCCAAAGGGUUUGGCUUCAGCCUGCGAGGUGGCCGGGAGUACAACAUGGACCUGUACGUGCUGCGGCUCGCUGAGGAUGGGCCCGCUGAGAGAUGUGGGAAAAUGAGGAUUGGUGAUGAAAUCUUAGAGAUCAAUGGAGAAACUACCAAGAACAUGAAGCACGCUCGGGCCAUCGAACUGAUUAAAAAUGGUGGCCGCAAGGUCCGCCUGUUUCUGAAACGUGGAGAUGGCUCUGUCCCAGAAUAUGACCCCAGCAGUGACAGGAACAGUCCCGCCACAGGUUCACAAAAUGUAUCGGAAAUGAAACCCGCGCCAUCCGACCGACGGCAGCACCCAUCAUCGGAGUCCAGUUAUCCACCAGACCUUCACAAAUCAUCACAACAUGGGGACAAGCGGACUUACGUUAGAGACCUAAAAGGCAGCAGAGAGUUUAGCAGACAUCCCAAUGAGCACCACACUUGGAAUGGGACUUCUAAAACCAACGACCACGUGCCAGGCAGGAAGACGGAGAGGUCGCCGGAGAGGAGGCACGAAAGGCAGCCAGAGAGGGCGGUGGUGAACGGGCAGAAGAGGAGGUCUCCUGAAAAGCGCAGGGAAGGGACAAGGAGUGCUGACAACACUUUGGAGAGGCGGGAGCGACUUGAGAGGAGGAGAGACCUCUCUCCUGAAAGGCGCAGAGAGCGGUCGCCCGGCCGCCGGCGGCGGUCGCUGGAGAGACUCACGGAGCCCAGGAGGUCUCCUGAGAGGAGAAGAGAGAACUCCCUCGACCGACGGGCCAAGUCGUCCGACCGGCGGAGGGAAAGGUCACCCGAGAGACGGCUCAGGGAGGAACGAGUUGGCCACCGGGAGAGGGAAGAACCCGGCUGGAAGCACGAGCCGAGCCGCAGGCACCCGCCCGAGCAGCGCAGGCGGCCCUACAAGGAGUGCAGCACCGACCUCAGCAUCUGAGGGGCUCCCCGGGGUCCCUGUCGCCUUCCCCACACCAAGGGAGCAGAGGAGAGAGUGAAACCAACCUGGCUUUCGCAGGCGACGAGACGUCCGCCACCUGCUGAUCCUACAAACCGUUUAUGCAGAUGAAAUCUUAAAACAAACAAAAAAAAAAGCAUUGUGCCUGAUGUAUAAUAUUAAAGAAAGUAUUUUUCAGUGUAUUCUUUUUUUUUAAUUACUUGCCAAAUGUUGGUCCUAAAGGAUUAUAAAAUUUUGUUUCUACAUUCUUUGUAGAUUUCUUAAAAAUAAUCCCUUUAUUGGGCUACUUUCCCCCCUCCCCAGUAUAGUAAAUGGGGGUAGCCAGUAAUAUAAUAUAGGCAAAGGAUUUUAUGACCAAGUUUGAAUAAUUUGAUCCAGACUGUUCUCUAGUGACUCACUGCUACACUGUAUGUAGAAAAUUUUUUAAGGGUUGGGGGUGGGGAAGGAAGAAAAUUGUUCAUCUCAGUAGGAAUGGAGCGCUCCUGCUGAAGGAAUUAAAAAGGAAAGAGACAAAUGUUCCUAAAAUUGCAAGAACUGUUUGAAGAGACUACUGUUUCAAUGAAGGAUAUUUAUAAUAAUAAUAAAUAAUUAAAAAAAAAAAAAAA
Messenger RNA from Pyrgilauda ruficollis (rufous-necked snowfinch), 5099 nucleotides. RefSeq names its product membrane associated guanylate kinase, WW and PDZ domain containing 1 (gene MAGI1). Lineage: Eukaryota; Metazoa; Chordata; Aves; Passeriformes; Passeridae. The transcript has 24 exons. The record is from RefSeq and is a predicted model, not a curated record. Gene Ontology annotation, biological process: signal transduction. Gene Ontology annotation, cellular component: cytoplasm. Bases 118 to 4476 code for a protein of 1452 amino acids. Gene Ontology annotation, molecular function: protein binding.